UUUAUUUUUAAUUCAAUGACAGAAACUAACCUUAUUUUAAACCACUGAAUGUUCGUUUUUUGUUCUUAUAAAUUCAUAUAUUUUGUAAUUAUUGAAUAAUUGACAUAUGUUUAUAUUAUAAAAGUGUUAACAAGUGAUUGAUAAAAUGCAAUUUAUCCAGCAUUUAUAAUGGAAUUGAAAUAAUUGAAAUGUCUAAGAUUUCAAAUGGAAUAGAACAAAAAAAAUAGUGAAUUUAGUUGAAAAUGAUAAAUAUUUUAAAAAAUUUGAAAUGAUAAUGUCUUCCACUUCUAUAAUGAACAAAGAAGAAUACACCAGUACAUGCGGUGGGAGUAAUUCAAAAAAUAAAUGGGAAUGCCUUAAGAAAUGGAUUCACUGCAUAUGUGUUGUGGCAUUUGAUCUCGAACUAGGACAGGCAAUUGAGGCUAUUUAUCCGCCUCAUAUUAAACUUUCUGAACAAGAAAGAUCAAAUGUUUGCUAUUUGGCAUUUCCUGAUUCAAAUUCAGGAUGUAUGGGCGAUACUCAAUAUCACGUAAGAAUUAGACAAAGUGGAAAUAAUUCACAGGAGAAUUCCACUUUAAAAAAUUAUGAUAAAAAUGCUCCAAUAUUUUUACGCUCUGACGCUUAUCAUUAUUGGGGCUAUGUUUAUUUUCGUCAAGUUAAAGAUAGAACACUGCCAAGAGGAUACUUUCAAAAAAGUGUUAUAGUGAUAUCAAAGCUUCCAUUUGUAAAUUUUUUCACUGAAGUAGUUGCGUUAAUAGCUCCUAAAUUUUUUGAAAUGGGAAAUAGUGCAAUGGAGGCAAUUGUUAAUGAAAUUGCCAAUUGGCCGUCUCCAGUUCCUGGCGAUGUUAUUAAUUUACCUCUUAUGGGUGUUUUAUUUCAAACUUAUAUUCCAAAUCAUUAUCGUAAAUUAUCAGUGUCUGAUGUGGCAUCAAAUUCUACUAAUCCACGUAAAGAAUCGGAUAGACUACUUGUUUUAACUUCAGUGUAUGAAGAUAAUAUUUUUCAAAGUCUAGCCGUUGUUGUUACUCAUAUUCAUUUAUUGUGGGAACUUGUUUUAUUGGCUGAACCAAUUGUUGUUAUGGCCUCGUCUCCUACAAUGUGCUCAAAAAUGGUUCAGGCUCUAACAGCAAUGAUAACUCCAUUAAAAUAUAAUGCUGAUCAUAGACCAUAUUUUACAAUUCAUGACUCUGAAUUUAAAGAAUAUACAACUGACACACAAAAUCCACCAGCUGUUAUUCUUGGUGUUACGAAUCCUUUUUUUGCCAAAACACUACAGCAUUGGCCUCAUAUUGUUCGAAUUAAUGAUACCGAAUAUUCUGAAAAUUUUAAACACAGAAUAAAAAAGUCUGAGAACCUGAAAAUACUCGAUUCAAAGCCAGGUGUUUAUACCGAGUACAAGCCAUUUUUGCAAAAGGAUAAAGCAAUUAUCAAAAAAUUACUUAGGGGAAUACAGACAAAAAGACCGGGUGAGGCUCAAACAAUUCUUCUAAGACGACAUUUAAUUGAACUUACUGAAAGUUUUAUGAUUCCCCUUGAGAGAUAUAUUGCGAGUCUUAUGCCAUUGCAGAAAAAUAUUUCACCAUUUAAGGCAACACCAAUACCUAAUUUAUUUGAACAGGAGGAAUUUUUAUCUACAUUAAGUAGUUCUGGUCCUCAAUUGACUAGCGGUAUCAAGGGAGAUUGGGUGGGACUCUAUCGACGUUUCUUUAAAUCUCCAAAUUUCUCUGGAUGGUUUCAUACGAGAUAUGCGGAAUUGUCACAAAAAAUUGAGGCAAUUCAUCUUGAAACACUUUCCCAGGCGGAUUUAACAACAUGGGUUCAAGGUAAACAAGAAGUUGAAUUAGUCGAUAUGAUUCUACGAAUUAGACAAAAACUUCAAAAAAGCCAUGAAUAUGAUGUACCUGUAGGACAUUCCGUUCAAGACAUGUUGCGAGAGAGAAUAAAUGACAUUACGCGUACACUGCCCGAUGAUUUGAAAAUAAUUCUCAAUCACAAUUCUUGACAUUUCAGUAAAAAUUUACUUUUUUCUAUUAUAUUAUCUUAACCCAAUUUAUCAUUUAGAAAAAAAGAAUUUUUAUCCUUCACAAUAUAAGUGAAUCUUAGAAAAUUUUAGAGAAUUUUUGGAAAAGGAUUCUUUUUUAAUUUAUUUUUUUUACUCUUUUUAAGCUUCCUCUUUUUUUUUUAAUUUUUAGAACGUGUGUGUGAUAAAUUUCUAAUAUUUUGAUGAAUUUACAUAAUUUUAAAAGAAUUUUGAUAGUUGGGAAAUGGGAUUAGCAAUUUUUUAAAAAAAUACUCUACUCUUAUUUAAGAGGUAAGAUUAUAAGUCAUUUACUCAUUUUUUUAAAAAAAGUUGUUUAUUCAACUUAUUCAUUUAAAACUGCACCUUGGGUUCUUCCAUAUAAAAUAAUGAUAAUAAUAAUAAUAAUAAUAAUAAUGUAAAAAUUGUAAAAAAAAGGUUGUGAAAAACUUUUGUUACUAGGAGAUUAGUUCAAUAUAGAGUGAAGCUUCUCUUUAAAAAUCAGCUCUAAAAUGCAGUAUUUAUCUAUUAGGUAACUUGAUAAAAACGUAAUAUUUUUUACGUAAGUUGCUAAAUUAAAAUUAAUUGUAUAAAUGAAUCUCAAUGUUAGUUAUAAAUUGUAUGGCAAGUAGAUUUUAAAUUUAAAAAAAAAGUUUCUGUACAUAUAUUUGUACGCGGUUCAACGUUUCAUAUUAUUUUGUCCAUAAAUUAUUGUAAAAUGUCAUAAAUCAAGGGGAAAAAGUAUAUCAUCUAUCGUUAAAAAUCUUUCUUUAUGGAAAGUAAUAUUUAGAAUUUAAGUGUCAAUUUCUGUAUUUGUUAACAAAUAUAUUUUUCAUAAAAAUUAUUGUAUAAAUACAUAUAUAUAUAUAUUGUAUAAAAUUUAAAUUAAUAUAAAAGAGCAACAAUCAUUGGAAUCAAAUUUUUA
Messenger RNA from Leptopilina boulardi, 2942 nucleotides. Its product is annotated as protein DENND6A. Gene Ontology annotation, molecular function: guanyl-nucleotide exchange factor activity. Gene Ontology annotation, cellular component: recycling endosome. The coding region runs from base 269 to 2002 and encodes 577 amino acids. The transcript is spliced from 9 exons. The record is from RefSeq and is a predicted model, not a curated record. NCBI's taxonomy places the organism in Eukaryota, Metazoa, Arthropoda, Insecta, Hymenoptera, Figitidae.